GAGAAAAAUGGCUUUAACACUUCAUUCUUCCACCUCUUUUAUCAAAUCUAAAGAUAACAGGAGUUCUAGAACUUCUGAUGAUUUCACUGGUGCAAUUAGUUUUUCUCAGAUGAAACAACCAUCAAGCCAGCAGCGAGCAAAGAAUUCAACGCAUGAAGCCCAACUUUCUCCGGCAGAAGGAAUCUCUUCAUAUUCAGAAGGAAUGAAUGAGCUGGGGGAGAAACUUCAUGGAAUGACAGUUCCUCACAGUCAUAGCCAUGACAAUUUGAGGGUGCCUGUUUUCGUCAUGCUACCGCUUGACACAGUAUCUCUAGGGGGGACUCUUAACAAACCUAGAGCAAUGUUAGCUAGUUUGAUGGCCUUGAAAAGCGCAGGAGUUGAAGGAGUUAUGGUUGAUGUGUGGUGGGGUCUGGUAGAAAAGGAUGGACCUCUGAAAUACAAUUGGGAAGGCUAUACUGAACUCAUAAAGAUGGUCAAGAAGAUUGGCUUGAAGCUUCAAGUCGUCAUGUCUUUUCAUCAGUGUGGAGGAAAUGUUGGAGAUUCUUGCACUAUUCCUCUACCACCAUGGGUACUUGAAGAGAUUAGCAAAAAUCCUGACCUUGUCUACACGGAUAAAUCAGGUCGCCGCAACCCAGAGUAUAUAUCCUUGGGUUGUGAUUCACUAGCUGUCCUUAGAGGAAGAACACCAAUCCAAGUCUAUUCUGACUUCAUGAGGAGUUUCAGAAAGAGAUUCAAGGACUACAUUGGAGAUGUUGUUGUGGAGGUCCAAGUGGGGAUGGGACCCUGCGGAGAGCUAAGAUAUCCAUCCUAUCCAGAAAGCAAUGGCACCUGGAGAUUUCCAGGAAUAGGAGAAUUCCAGUGCUAUGACAAGUAUAUGAGAGCUUCGCUGGCAGCGGCAGCAGAAGCAAUCGCGAAAGAUGACUGGGGACAGCAAGGGCCUCAUGAUGCUGGACAAUACAACCAGUUUCCUGAGGAUACUGGUUUUUUUCGGAGGGAUGGUACGUGGAAUAGUGAGUAUGGACAGUUUUUCAUGGAGUGGUAUUCCGGUAAGCUACUUGACCAUGGAGAAAAGAUGCUCAACGCAGCAAAUAUAAUAUUUCAAGGGACUGGAGCCAAACUAUCUGGAAAAGUGGCGGGAAUUCAUUGGCAUUACAAAACAAGAUCUCAUGCAGCAGAGCUAACAGCAGGAUACUACAAUACAAGGCAUAGAGAUGGCUACCUACCUAUAGCAAGAAUGAUGGCAAAACAUGGUGUUGUCUUGAACUUCACUUGUAUGGAGAUGAGGGAUGGAGAACAGCCGAACGAAGCUAACUGCUCGCCAGAAGGUCUAGUCAGGCAAGUCAAGAUGGCAACUAAACUUGCAGGAACAGAACUUGCAGGAGAGAAUGCACUGGAGAGGUAUGAUGGAGGAGCAUUUUCGCAAGUGUUGGCGACAAGUAGAUCAGAUUCAGGAAACGCAUUGAGUGCAUUUACUUAUUUAAGGAUGAAUAAGAGAUUAUUUGAAGCUGAGAACUGGAGGAAUUUGGUUGAAUUUGUCAAAAGCAUGUCUGAAGGUGGUAGAAGCACGAGACUUCCGGACAGUGAUAGGGUCGGGACUGACCUGUAUGUGGGAUUUAUCAAGCAAAACAAUGUGAGGAAGGAAAGUGAAGCAGCCCUUGUAUAAUUGCACAUGUGUAUAUGUAUAGGUGCAUGAGUACGGCAAAUAGAAGCCAUACAGAAACAAAUAUUACAAGAAUAUACAGAUCUAUGUAGAUCAAGCAUAAGUCACACUGAAAAUGGUUACAUGCCUAUCUCGGUUAAAAUUUGGGAAAGAGUUAUUAGUGCUCAAAGCAAUACAUAACUCUCGUACAAAGGUUAGAGCUAAAGGUAACUACCAGAAGUGUUCAGUGAGAACUGGAGAUGUUCAACGGCAAAUAAUUUAUAUCUUAUUCCAGGAAUGCAUGGCUAUUUCCUGCGUAAAACUGUUCCAAUUGUUCUUUCUUGAUGCUCGUAGAAUUUUGUUAAAUGUGUACUAUUUUGGUAUUAUCCGCAUAACAGAGAUCAUAGUAUUCAGUAUUA
Molecule: messenger RNA, 2058 nt
Organism: Salvia hispanica
Lineage: Eukaryota; Viridiplantae; Streptophyta; Magnoliopsida; Lamiales; Lamiaceae
Gene: CT-BMY
Product: chloroplast beta-amylase
Biological process (GO): polysaccharide catabolic process
Molecular function (GO): beta-amylase activity
Source: RefSeq, a predicted model, not a curated record